GUUUCUGUUGGUACAUCUCCCCUCUCUCAAAUGGUUGGCAUGCAUUCAGUUUGCCUAGGGUUUGUUUAGGGUUUUUUUCUGUGUGCAGCUGCUUCUUUCGCCAUCAUCCGUCGUUACAUCUCCAAACAAGAUGGUUUUGCCAAACGAUGUUGAUCUGCUUAAUCCACCAGCUGAGUUGGAGAAGAGGAAGCAUAAGCUCAAGCGUCUUGUCCAGUCUCCAAACUCUUUCUUCAUGGACGUGAAGUGCCAAGGUUGUUUCAACAUAACAACUGUAUUUAGCCACUCUCAAACGGUGGUGGUAUGUGGGAACUGCCAGACCGUGUUAUGCCAGCCGACCGGUGGCCGUGCUAGGCUCACCGAAGGUUGCUCUUUCCGGAGGAAGGGCGACUGAUCCAAGGGAAUCCAUUUUGCUGCAAUUAUUAUGGUGUUUUGCCUAAUCAGAAGCUGUCUCCGUUACAAAUUGCAAGUUGAGUCUCUUAUGCUUAGCGUUUUACUGUUUCUUCCUUAUGGGAACACAAACAUCAUGUUAGUUUUGAUAACGUUGAUUCCACCCCCCUGUAAUGGCUGAAGUUUUGUUUUUUUUUAAUAUUAUCUAUGGAUGCAUGUUUUGACUACUUCU
Molecule: messenger RNA, 619 nt
Organism: Cynara cardunculus var. scolymus (artichoke)
Lineage: Eukaryota; Viridiplantae; Streptophyta; Magnoliopsida; Asterales; Asteraceae
Product: 40S ribosomal protein S27-2
Exons: 4
Coding region: 131-391 (86 amino acids)
Biological process (GO): ribosomal small subunit assembly; translation
Cellular component (GO): cytosolic small ribosomal subunit; ribosome
Molecular function (GO): RNA binding; structural constituent of ribosome
Source: RefSeq, a predicted model, not a curated record